CGCCGCGAGCCGCGGGUGUCGGGGCGGCGCUGUGAUGGCGGCCGCGGGGCGCCGGGGGGGCUGCGCCGCUCCUGUGUCGGCAUCGGGCCCCCGUGCCGUGGGGGGCAGCCGUGGACGUCGGUCGGUCUGAGGCGACGGCAGUGACGGCGGAGGGCGCGGCGCUGCCCGGGGAGCCCCGACCCGCGGCGCCGGGGAUGUUGCGGUGGGUCCGGCAGCAGCUGGGUUUUGACCCUCCGCAUCAAAGCGAUACACGAACUAUUUAUAUAGCAAAUCGUUUUCCCCAGCAUGGCCAUUAUAUUCCUCAGAAGUUUGCAGACAACAGAAUCAUAUCAUCCAAGUAUACAGUGUGGAAUUUUGUUCCAAAAAACUUAUUUGAACAGUUCAGAAGAAUAGCCAACUUUUAUUUUCUGAUAAUAUUUUUGGUUCAGCUCAUGAUAGAUACCCCUACCAGUCCUAUUACCAGUGGAUUGCCAUUAUUCUUUGUCAUAACUGUGACAGCCAUAAAGCAGGGUUAUGAAGACUGGCUACGACAUAAAGCAGACAACGAAGUAAACGGUGCUCCAGUUUAUGUUGUCCGAAGUGGUGGCCUUGUGAAAACUAGAUCUAAAAACAUUCGGGUGGGAGACAUUGUCAGAGUAGCCAAAGAUGAGACUUUUCCUGUUGAUCUGGUGCUUUUAUCUUCUGAUCGAGUGGAUGGUUCAUGCCAUGUUACUACUGCAAGUUUGGAUGGUGAAACUAAUCUUAAGACACAUGUUGCGGUCCCGGAAACAGCAGUGUUACAGUCUGUUGCCAACCUGGACAAACUUGUAGCUGUCAUAGAAUGCCAGCAGCCAGAGGCAGACCUAUACAGAUUUGUUGGAAGAAUAACUAUAAGCCAGCAAAUGGAGGAAAUAGUACGACCUCUGGGGCCCGAAAGUCUCUUACUUCGUGGAGCAAGAUUAAAAAACACUAAAGAAAUAUUUGGUGUUGCAGUGUAUACAGGUAUGGAGACAAAGAUGGCAUUAAAUUACAAGAGUAAAUCUCAGAAACGGUCAGCAGUAGAAAAGUCUAUGAAUUCCUUUUUGAUUAUUUAUCUAAUAAUCCUCCUCUUUGAAGCCAUUUUGAGUACUAUUUUAAAGUAUGCCUGGCAAGCUGAAGAAAAAUGGGAUGAGCCUUGGUAUAAUGGAAAAACAGAACACGAAAGGAACAGCAGCAAGAUUCUGAGAUUUAUUUCAGAUUUCCUGGCUUUUCUGGUACUUUACAAUUUUAUUAUACCCAUUUCACUGUAUGUAACUGUUGAGAUGCAGAAAUUUCUUGGAUCGUUUUUUAUUGGCUGGGAUCUUGACCUCUAUCAUGAAGAGACAAAUCAGAGAGCGCAAGUAAAUACUUCAGACCUCAAUGAGGAACUGGGACAGGUAGAGUAUGUGUUUACAGACAAAACUGGCACAUUAACUGAAAAUGAGAUGCAGUUUCGGGAGUGCUCCAUUAAUGGCGUAAAGUACCAGGAGGUCAAUGGUAAACUGACUCCAGAGGGGUUUUCUGAAGAUUCUCCAGAUGGAAACAGGCAUACUCUGAUGAAAGAGGAAGAACUCUUCUUGAAAGCAGUUUGUCUUUGUCAUACAGUACAGAUCAGUGCAGAUCAAACAGAUGGCGCUGAUGGGCCCUGGCAUGCCAAUGGAAUAGCAUCCCCAUUGGAGUAUUAUGCUUCUUCACCAGAUGAGAAAGCUUUAGUUGAAGCUGCAAGCCGGGUUGGAGUAGUAUUUAUGGGAACUAGUGGGAACAGUAUGGAAGUAAAAAGUCUUGGAAAACCAGAAAGGUACAAGUUGCUUCAUGUUCUGGAGUUUGAUGCGAAUCGCAGACGAAUGAGCGUCAUUGUAGAGAGUCCCUCAGGGGAAAAGCUUUUAUUCACAAAGGGAGCAGAAUCUUCCAUUCUUCCUCGUAGUAAGAGUGGAGAAAUAGACAAAACAAGGAUACAUGUUGAUGAGUUUGCUUUGAAAGGACUAAGAACUUUGUGUGUGGCAUACAGAAGGUUCACACCGGAGGAAUACCAAGAAAUUGGCAAACGCCUUCACGAGGCCAGGACUGCCUUACAACAGCGGGAAGAAAAAUUAGCAGAUGUAUUCAACUUCAUAGAAAGGGAUCUGGAAUUGCUUGGGGCUACUGGAGUGGAAGACAAACUGCAGGAAAAAGUCCAGGAAACUAUAGAAGCACUCAGACUGGCUGGUAUCAAAGUGUGGGUUCUGACUGGAGAUAAGCAUGAAACAGCUGUUAGUGUCAGUUUAUCAUGUGGACACUUUCAUAGAACCAUGAACAUCCUUGAACUUGUACAGCACAAAUCAGACAGUACAUGCGCAGAGCAACUGAGGCAGCUAGCCAAGAGAAUAAAAGAAGACCAUGUUAUCCAGCAUGGAUUGGUAGUGGAUGGGACCAGCCUCUCUCUUGCACUCAGGGAACAUGAAAAACUGUUCAUGGAAGUUUGUAAAAACUGUUCUGCGGUGUUGUGUUGUCGUAUGGCACCACUUCAGAAAGCAAAGGUAGUGAGACUGUUAAAAACAUCUCCAGAAAAACCUAUAACGUUAGCAAUUGGUGAUGGUGCUAAUGAUGUGAGCAUGAUACAAGAAGCACAUGUUGGCAUAGGAAUCAUGGGCAAGGAAGGAAGACAAGCUGUAAGAAAUAGUGACUAUGCAAUAGCACGAUUUAAAUUCCUCUCCAAGUUGCUUUUUGUUCACGGGCACUUUUACUAUAUUAGAAUAGCAACCCUUGUACAGUACUUUUUUUAUAAGAAUGUGUGCUUUAUUACACCACAAUUUUUAUAUCAGUUCUUCUGUUUGUUUUCACAACAGACACUCUAUGACAGUGUAUACCUGACUUUGUAUAAUAUUUGUUUCACUUCCUUGCCUGUCCUCAUCUACAGUCUUUUUGAGCAGCAUGUGCAUCCGCAUGUAUUGCAGAGUAAACCUGUGCUCUAUCGAGACAUCAGUAAAAAUGCUCAUCUUGGGUAUAAACCAUUUCUUUAUUGGACCAUCUUGGGUUUCUUGCAUGCAUUUGUUUUCUUUUAUGGUUCAUAUCUUCUAAUGGGAGAAGACACUUCAUUGCUGGGAAAUGGCCAGAUAUUGAAACCUAACAGGCAAAUGAUGUUUGGAAACUGGACAUUUGGUACUUUGGUCUUCACCGUUAUGGUUAUAACCGUUACGAUGAAGAUGGCGCUAGAAACUCACUUCUGGACAUGGAUAAACCAUUUUGUUACUUGGGGUUCCAUUGUGUUUUAUUUCAUAUUCUCCUUAUUUUAUGGGGGAAUUAUCUGGCCAUUUUUACAUACCCAGGAUAUGUACUUUGUAUUUGUUCAACUGUUGUCAAGUGGUUCUGCUUGGUUUGCCAUAAUACUCAUAGUAGUUGCUUGUCUGUUUCUUGAUGUUGUGAAGAAAGUGCUGUACAGGCAUCUACAACCAACAAGUACUGAAAAAGCUCAGCUUACUGAGACAGGUUCAGGUAUCAACUGCAUGGACUCCAUGUGCUGCUUCUCAGAUGGGGAAACAGCAUGCACAUCUGUUAGAAGAAUGCUGGAACGACUGAUGGGAAGAUGUAGUCCAACCCGGGUCAACAGGUGUGGAAUUUCUCUCAAUAGCCUUUGCUGCAGACGAUUCUCCUAUAAACUGGAACCUGAUGAGCCUGCAGCUGUAGAUGCGUAGCAAACUGGCUGCAGGUUUUCUUUAAGUAGGAAAUGCAACAUUUUAUUGUACUUUAUUCAUCCUAAGAGAUAAGUUUCUUGCUUCUCUUUGAGUGUUUUCUUUUGGGAUCGGGAGGGGGAAAAACGGUUCUCAAAGUUAAACUGUUUAGUUUGACCUUAGUACAAGUUCUUGAGUUGUACCUGUCUUAAUUUCUCCUGAUUUUUGUACGUUCUUCUCCUUAGAUAAUCGAGCCUUCCUGCUGCUUUUGUUCUCCUGUUUUAUGAUUUCUUUUAUUUUUUUGCCUUCACGAAUCAGGAGUUGUUUGUAAAGUCAAAAGACUUUUCCCCGCGGUUCUUGAUGUACAACCUCCAAAUAUUGACCUUGGAGCUUGCGAUACUCCUGAAGAUAUUCUAAAGGCUCACACCCCCCCCUCCUUAAGUAUAACUUUAUUGUUAGAAGGAGAGUCUUUAAAUCUUUCAGCCAUUGAUUGAUAUGGAGAUUAAAUAUUUUUGUAGUCUAACUUUUAUAUUCUAUUUCUAAAAUCGGUCACUGAUGGAACAGAGCCGUCAGGUUCUAAGAAUUUUAAAUGUGUUUUUUUCAGUUCUAGAAGGUAUAUUGUCAUGUGUGCCAUUCCAAAGUAUGUGCUAAACAAAUCUCUUCCUUCACGAGCCAUGUGUGAAACAAACCUCAGUGGCAUAGAAGCAUUUUAGAGUAAUUGGAUACUUGUGAGGAACGGCACUGCUCUUGCAGUAGGAAAAAAGCUCUUAGUGAACCUGCUCGUGUGCCAUCUCCCCACUUGGAAAUAGGGAGGUCUGUCUCAUAAAUGCGGAAAUAUUUGGGGGUAGAAAUAAUUACAGUCUCUUGUACAUCGUAUUCUCUCAAUGCCUGAAUGAUAUCACAGUCCUUCAUUAAGUAAAAGGUAAACCUGGAAGAGCUGCUCUUCGUUGUGUUUUCAAGGAAACUUACUUUGUGUUUGAUUUUGUCACUUUAAUCUAAAGGUCGUGGUAUCAUUCAUUCAAUGUGGGCAGCUUUCGCUGAUGAGCUUUGUCAGUUCUGAUCUUGGUGUUGUUACAUAGUUACGUCCCUGUUUGGAACGCCUGUGCUGAGCACUCUCUGAUUUCAGUUGGUUUCUCAUCUGAUUGGCUCACAAAAUUUAUUCAACGUUUCCACACAUCCAAGGAAUGAUUAUGCAGCCUUUCAUUCCGUAUGAAAAAUGAACUGUUACGAAUAAAUACACAUUAAAUUAAAAUGUGCUGUAUAGAAGGCGAGCAUGAUGUAUAAAAUAAACCAUUUAAUAGAAUUUUUAAUGUACAAGAUGAGCAUUUAAUUGAUCUGAAAAUCAACGUUUUAAUGGUAAUUGCUUUAAGCUCUUGGUUUGUUUGGGUUUGUUUUUCUUUUUUCCGUUGCUUUGUAAAACUGUGCUUUCCAAAUGAGGAAUUGCUGCUUUUUACAAUUCACUGUUAUCUAAUCAGAAGCAACUUUUUUGGUUAAUGUUUCCUUUGAAAGAACUUGUGUAGUUUCACCAGGUAGGUAUUCUGUUGUUUUCUGCAGUGCAUCCCCAUCUUUACAAUCUUCCUCUUGUUCCACUCAGUAUAUACUGAUUUUCUUUAAGAACUUGCUUUAAAGUAUUUAUUGACUAUAAAUCAUAUUUGACAGAAUAUCCAUCAGUUUUUGAAGUCAGCUGUUUUCUCAGGUUUCUUGUCUGUUUGCCUCAUCAUUUUCAAGUGAAGUUCCAUUUAUCUCAGUGAUUUCAGAAUGUUUAAUGUUAACGUAGGACAGUCCUGGUGCUGCACCAAGGGCCUGAAGCUCCAGCUUCAGCUUCUGCCUGUGGUUGAAAUUACUCAGAACUACUUUGUAGUUUCCCUUAAUUUUCUGAACAGGAGAACUGGAAAGAACACUCCUUAAAAUUUUAUUCUCACUUGUUUUGGUGACUUCAUUGCCAUCCAUACCACAUUAUUACCUAAAAGCUGGUCUAAAAGUCAAGGUGUUUAUGUUCUUCCCUUACAUUUGCCUUAUAGUAAAGUAAUCAUCAUUGUUUAAUUAUGCUGCCAUCACAUUCAGCAGUGCUGAAUGGAGUGCUUAGCAAAGCUGUUUGGCAAUUGAAAAGUGUUUGUAAAACUUGGUGCUAGGCCACCUUCAUUGCACUGAGGAGCUGAUGUUUUCAGGGGAUCAUGCGAUCCCAGGUAGGACAGCACACGUGGUUCAUAAAGCCAGGAGGCAGCUGCAGAUUGGCUGUAAGCGUGCUGUGCAAUGGAGAGCAGUGUUUAAAAUCAUGUUGUACUUUAUGCUCAUUAUAAUCUGUCAAGUACGAUAUUCUGUCAAGUAUGAUAACGUGAAAUCAAAUACGGUAUCAGAUUUUCAUAGAGACUUUGAAUCAAAGUUGUACAAAUGCUUGGAGUCGAGGGCUACAGGAAUACAGAACUUACUGCUUGUGAAAUGCAUUCAAGAAGUAUUUUCUAUAGCUUCAUUCACCGGUUAGAAUACAAAACGUGUGCCAUGGUAUUAUAAAAUGCAUCUUUGUCUGUCUGUCCCAUUAAGUUGUCUGUCAGUCUGUCAGUCACUCAGACAUUAGGAAUUCUGGAUCGCAUCACAUUCUUGUUCAGUCGGAUUCAUUGUGUUGUUGGCUCUCCCAUGAGUGGUACCUGUGUCAAAGCACUGCAUGUAGAAGUUCUGAAGAAACAGCAGAUUUCUGACAGAGACACAUUUGGAGGAUAAGUUUAUUAUAUUUGGAUCCCCUGCCUUCCAGUCUUUUGUUUUUCAGCUCUUCACAUACAGUCCUAUUAUGCUGUUCAGUGGAGAACCGUGGUUGCUCUGUAGUAGCAGCAGUGAUCUGUCCUUAGGAGAGAGGUGCUGGGAGCUCAUAUCUGAAUCAGAAGUCACGUUAGCUUUUCAAUGCCUGAAAUUUAACAGUAAGAGCUGAAAUAACCUCACGGCUGUAGGUAAGGUUUUGCCUUUAGGUUGUGUUUCACACCAGUGCACCCAUGGACUGGCACACUGUGGCUGGCCGCGCGUACCGCAAGGCUGUACUUGAAUGUCCUCAGGUAGUUGAACUUGGUGCCUCAGCUUAGGUAUGCAACAUUUGUUUUCUUUUUCUGAGGCACAGUACUAAGAAUGUAGUUGUCAGGCUGGCCCAGAGGCCUCUGGUCAUUUCAGCUCAAAGCAACGAAAAUAUCUGAUCAACUUUACAUUUUAAGAGUUGUUAAUUACGUAGUUGGAUUUACUAAUUGCCAUAUACAUUCAAAGGUUAAAAUGAAAAGCAGAUGUUUACACGAAACUAAUAGAUCAGUCUUUUUAAAGGGUUAAAUGAGCCUAAUCUCGUAACAUUUUUAUCUUUGCUUUCGUAGACUUUUCUCCUCACCUUUAGCUUGUGAGUUCCCAGUCAGCCAAACUUUUCUUUUAUUGUUACUUUAGAUCAUGGAGUUCAUCGGAUCCCUUCUAUGCCAACGACAGAAGCAUCUUGACUCUCUCCACAAUGGACUCACCCACUUGUUAACAGGGACAUUUGUAAAUGCCUUGUGGAAGCCAAAUGGUGCUCAGGUACCUAUAGUAGGUUCUGAAGCGAGUUCAGUGCUCCAUCCCUGCCCUAGACAGGACUGGUGCGACUUAAAGGCAAACUGCUUGUCCUGUAGCCAAGCAUAAUGGUCACCUGGACUGUAUUUGCUUCCAAUAUUUUUUUUAAUGAUAUCCACAAGUUGCUAAGUUCAUUUUUUUUGGGUAAGAAAUGCUUUUACCUCUCACCAUUAAAUCUUUUUUGUUACCAUAUGAGCAGACUGGAACCUUGUAUUUGAUAUUUGGGACACUGGUGCAGCACAGUGCAAGAUCUUUCUCUGCCCAAAUCCAAGCGAUCAAAUAGGAUUUGAGCAAUGAAACGUAAGUGGAACAUAAUGAAAUUACUUUGCCCUUCGCUGCGCACACACUCAGAUGGAACUGUCAUUCACAGCUGCUACCUUAGCUGUUUGCAGAUCAGUCUUAUUGUUCCCAUGGUCAGUUUCUAUAUUGUUUAAGAAGUACUCAGUAAUUUUUUAGAGCUAAACAUAAUUCAGAUAUUUAUGCUGGUGUAUGAAUGACAAUUUAUUACUCAUCACUUUGAGAAACAGUGCACGUGUUGGCCAGCCGGGUCGAGAGGGUUUAACAGGUCACUGUUUUCUUGCAGUGUGAUUCAAAGCCAGUCGUCUUCUCUAACAAAAACUGUUGUUAACCAUUCACAAACUCGACCUGGAAAAAUGGGAGAGAAAUUGUGGCUGGUGCAGGAUCUCACCAGCAUAAAUCUUUGAAUGAGGAGUCUUUCCAACGUUGGUGAACCUUUGCGUGUUUUAUUCUUUUUCAUGUACUUAUAUUCAGCCACGUUGUACGUUGAAGAUGCGCUUAAUGCUUAAUUAUCUUCAUAUAUCGGAAGGAUCUGAGAGAUUGGUGGCAGUGUUUUGAUACCUAAGUAUGCCAAUAAAAACAGAUCGCACUGAUGCAGCUUUAAAUGGUACAAAAUGCAUCUUGCAGGUCCUUUUUUUUUCCCCCCCUCUCAUCAGUUUAAAUAAAUGUGUCUUCAUGUUUGGGGACAGGUAGCAACGUUUGCCUCUUCAUUCUGCCACAUUGGCCAGUGCUAUUAAGGGGUCUUUCUGUAGAUGUGAGAGAUAAAUGGAAGUGCUGCCCACGGGGCACCUUAGAGCUUUGUCUUGGGGAGUCCUCAGGUGCAGGAUAUGCAAAAUGCUGCUGCGUUUGGACACCUGUGUGGGGAUCUGGUUUCAGUCAGUCUCUGCAGUCUGAUCACUAUUGAAAGAACCUUCCUGCUGGCCAGCAGAAGGCAAGAUGCAAUGUAUUAAAAUUCUCAGUGAAAGAAACUGAAUCAAACAGACUGUAAAUAGCUCCUGUAAAUAGCAGCUGUAAGAAAUUCUUAACUGGAGAUGCAAUUAAGCUUGAGGUUUGUGCAAAAGCAGCAGUAGCUGUAUCAGUGCACCUGUGUACGCCUGUGAGGGCUUCCAAGUUAAGUUACUUUUCUUAGAAGUUACUCAUUCUGAGCCAGCCUUUUACCUGCCAUUAAUAUCUAAGACAUGUUUUAAAAUAUCCUAACAGAUAUCUGCUGUUUUGCCGUUAUCUUUCGUGUGUGUAAGCCACCGUGUUUCACUGUUCAGAAGUGCGUGUUUGUCCAUGUCACCCACAGCACCCAGGCAGUGUUUGACUGCAAGGCCUCAUUAGCUCAUCUGUGUGUCUGGCUGCUGCACCACGUGUGGAAGUAAUAGCACUGACAGGGUUUGCUAAAGAACCCCGCUCCAAGCAUUUAGAUCGGGUCAGGCUCUGUACAGAAAUGUUUGUUGGCUUUUACCAUGCCAAUACGUUGAUUACAUGCACAGGAGACGCGCAGUCCCGUACUUGAAGAAUAAUUUACACUGAUGAUGUUUCUUUAAAACCUUCCAUCUAUCUCCUCUUGUCCCUCUCCCCCUGCUUUCCCUCUUCCCAGUGUUUGUAAGGUUACGGAAGAAACACGCAUUUAAACAGUUCAGGAAGAACUUAAGAAUCCAGCUGUCUGCCAAGGUAUAUUUUUCUAUUUGCAGUACAAUCUAAGCCCGUAAUUUAUCAUUUAUUUAGUGUAGAAUUGGUUUGCACAUGGCCAGAUUUUUGGUCUGGCAGAUGCUUACAUAGGACCAUGUGUGUUGGUAAAUAUGUCACAGGUCGUUUAGAAUCACUUUUGCUCAAAGAAGGAAGCUUUGGGGGAUUUCUUUGACAGUUAAAAGUGUAUGGAAACAUUCAUUGUGCACUUAGUGUAGUGUUAGAAGUUAGUCUGCACACAGAAGACUGCACAAAAUACAGCUUAUUCCAUUUGAUGACAGAACUCAGCUCUGAUUUAAUGGUGAGGAAGACUCUGCCAUAGGAAGGAAUGUGAUUGAGAGAACUAUGGCAUAGCCUCAAAACCCGUAACAUGGGGCAGGAAAGCAGACAGCUCGUUAAAGCAAGUUACCAGUCUUAGUUACUUAGACGUUUUAAACAUGCAGUAGAAAAGAUGGGAGUGGGAAUAUGUUCCGAUUUGUUCCACAAACUGAGCUAGAAUCUAUUCACCCUGCUUAGAAUAGUCUGUGGAUUUUUUUAAGGCUACGGGGGAGGGAAUAAUAAAAAAAAGAAGCAAAGGAAGAGAAGCUGAGAACUCCAAAUGGUUUCUUGUUUUCUAGUACAAAAGAUGAUGCAACUCAGACUGCGUAUUUAUUAGGGAAUGGUAAUUAAUUUCUUACUGGGAACCUUUAGUAACACUUUUAAAUGUUCUUUUUUAUGACUGUAACUUCUAUAUUGGGGGGCAGGGUGGAGUCGUCUCAUUUUCUAGUGUUUGUUAGGAGUGUCUCAAAGCUGUUGAAUCAGUUGUCUAUUAUUUUUAAUAAUUUUAAUUGAUUUAUUUGACACUUCCUUCCUUAUUACUGAUACUGGUGAGGUUUAGUGCCCAAAAGUGCGCAGUCAACCAUAAUGUGUUUCUGAGCCAUUUAAGCUGCCCUUGUUCUUUUGCUCUGGACAAUAACCUUGUGAAUAGCUACAACCACCAGCACUGCACAUGCUGCUGCUUUGUUCUGUUCUUAAAUGGAGCUGCAUUCCUAGAGCUGGGUGACCCACCCAUCAUGAUACAGACUAAUUUCAGCCUUUCCUUCUUGUCUCUAAAUUAUGUCCUACUUAAGACUUUUGUUGCAGGCAGUUUGUUUCUUUUUCUUCUGUGGCUCUUUGUUGUUGGCUGGUUUGUAUCUUCUUUGCUUCUGUUUGCUUCUAGUGCUAUGACUGACCUCUCUGGUUUCUGCUUUCUAUUUGAAUGACUCAAUUUAAGCUCAGGAGGAAGGAUGGGAUGCUCAUGGCUGCACCACCUAACUCUUGCCCUCGAUCAGCUUAGACAUGCAUUCGCAUCGGUAUUUGCGAGCCUUCAGCUUCUCCUAGAGCCUCCAGCUGCUCCUAGCAAUGUCCGCUGGCUCUGCUGCCCACGCUUUUGUUAACAGGAAUGUUCUCAUCACGUUGAUGUACUCGCCUUGCUCUGGGUGUUGCCAUGUUACCUCGUUGUUUUGCAAUAAGUAUAUAAAGUUGUCAUUGUAGAUACGA
Messenger RNA from Coturnix japonica (Japanese quail), 10706 nucleotides. The record is from RefSeq and is a predicted model, not a curated record. Lineage: Eukaryota; Metazoa; Chordata; Aves; Galliformes; Phasianidae.